AUGGAGCAAAGACAAAAUAUCGAAGGCGCAACUGCUCCAUUUCCUACCAACCCCGAAGAAUUUGAUUCCGACGAUCGCAUAUCAUUUUCGAAGCUCGACCAGAAAUACCUGCUCGUGCAAGACGAUGGUACAGAAUUUGAAUUCGAUGAUGCGAUCAAACGAUGGAUACCGGUGUUAGAUGAGGCAUUAUUGGAAGAACAGCAGAAAGCAUAUAAAGUAUCUGGAGUAGAUGAGAGUGAGCCAGUUGAUGCUAUAAAGAGGAAAAGGAAGCAGGAGUAUGUCAAUGGCGAGGAUGAGGGUGGCCGAAUGGUAAAAGCCCCAAAGAAAACCAAAAAACCUCUACCACCACGAGCAAACACCGCAGUUUAUGUUACUGGUCUGCCAUCCGACGUUACUGUCGAGGAAGUUCACGAAGUCUUUUCACGAAAGUGCGGUGUUAUCGCCGAAGAAAUCGACAGCGGAAAACCGAGAAUUAAGCUUUACACAGACGAGAAAGGAGAAUUCAAGGGCGACGCUCUUAUCGUCUUUUUCAAGGCACCAUCUGUGCAGAUGGCGAUAAUGUUACUGGAUGAUACGGAUUUUAGGAUAGAUGGAGGCACAUCUAAAGAGAGAAUCAAGAUGCGGGUUCAGGCUGCAGAGGCGAGCUACAAGAAGGUUCAACAAACAGACGCAGAUGGAAAUGAGAAAGAGAAACCUAAGACCAGUAUGAAGGAUAAGCAGAAGAUUAUCAAAAAGACGCAGAAAUUAGAUGCGCGACUGGCAGAUUGGAGCGAUGACGAGCCAUCAGCCCUUGUGGAAACCAGCUCGAAGUGGGAUAAAGUCGUUAUAUUGAAACAUAUGUUCACUUUGAAGGAGCUAGAAGAGGAUCCAGCUGCAAUGCUGGAUAUCAAGGAAGACAUUCGAGAUGAGUGUGGCAAGCUCGGCGAGGUAACGAAUGUGGUUCUGUACGAUUUGGAGAAAGAUGGAGUUGCGAGUGUAAGAUUUGCAAACGCGGAAUCAGCGAAAGCAUGCGUUAAGUUGAUGAAUGGGCGAAAAUUUGAUGGUCAAGAGGUCGAAGCUUAUAUUCCGGAUGGAAAGGAACAUUUCAAGAAAUCGAAGAAGAAAGCAAAUGAUGAGGACCAUGGAGAGUCAGAAUCAGAUUGAUUAGGCUGGAAGUGACGCAUAGGCAACUUGAGUAUGAUUGUUCUCGUGAGGUAAAGUUCAUAACAUUGGCUACCAGUAUCGGUGUUGGUAUAAAACAGAGAAUCGGAUGCAGAUUUAUAUUAAUACUAAUAAUAUCUUACUUGA
Molecule: messenger RNA, 1287 nt
Organism: Botrytis sinoallii
Lineage: Eukaryota; Fungi; Ascomycota; Leotiomycetes; Helotiales; Sclerotiniaceae
Exons: 2
Coding region: 1-1143 (380 amino acids)
Biological process (GO): mRNA splicing, via spliceosome
Cellular component (GO): U2 snRNP; U2-type spliceosomal complex
Molecular function (GO): RNA binding
Source: RefSeq, a predicted model, not a curated record